CUCUUCCUGAAUCCUCAUUCCUCACCCGAGCCCCUCUCUUCCUCACUCUCUGGCCUCUGCCUCUCUGCCCUCUCGUCUCUGUCUCACGCCGUUGCACAUCUCGCCGUCGCCCCCUCAGAAACACAGGAAACGGCGCCGUUGCACCUCCCAUCUCGCCGUGCCUUGGAUUGAGCGAUAAGCGAAAAUGUAUCUCCAGUUCUACAUAAACGAGAAUGGUGACAAAGUUUAUACCACUAAGAAAGACUCGCCACUGGGACUGGCCACACAAUCUGCUCAUCCAGCCCGUUUCUCCCCGGAUGACAAAUACUCAAGGCAAAGAGUUCUUCUGAAGAAGCGUUUUGGAUUGUUGCCAAUCCAGCAGCCACCUCAAAAGUAUUGAUUCAGCCGAUAUACUGUCCUGUUUUGGAUUCGAUCUGAAUUUGAAGCUUCUUGCAUGGAAAAGUGUUGUAGUUUCUCUGCAACCUUGUCAUCAACUUUAAAUGUUUAGUGAUGUUAAAAAACUUACUUCCAGACAUUUGAGUUCACUUAUAGUGAGGGAUGAGGGAGGAUGGUUGUGUUAAAAGCACCUUUGUUCGUUGCAAUUCAAGUGAUACAUCCAAUUGAGUAAUUAGGUAUUCAUAUAUUAAGGACAUGCGGUACUCUCAUCCUGUCAUGGAAUGUUAUCAGCUAAAUUUGAUGCUUGCACCAGCAUUUUGAAUUACA
Messenger RNA from Juglans regia (Persian walnut), 702 nucleotides. RefSeq names its product H/ACA ribonucleoprotein complex subunit 3-like protein. Bases 185 to 379 code for a protein of 64 amino acids. Lineage: Eukaryota; Viridiplantae; Streptophyta; Magnoliopsida; Fagales; Juglandaceae. Gene Ontology annotation, molecular function: box H/ACA snoRNA binding; telomerase RNA binding. Gene Ontology annotation, cellular component: box H/ACA snoRNP complex; box H/ACA telomerase RNP complex. The record is from RefSeq and is a predicted model, not a curated record. The transcript is spliced from 4 exons. Gene Ontology annotation, biological process: ribosome biogenesis; snRNA pseudouridine synthesis; positive regulation of telomerase RNA localization to Cajal body.